This is a messenger RNA of Spirometra erinaceieuropaei, 324 nucleotides long. NCBI's taxonomy places the organism in Eukaryota, Metazoa, Platyhelminthes, Cestoda, Diphyllobothriidea, Diphyllobothriidae. The record is from the annotation of a GenBank genome assembly.
AUGCAGGACGCCUGGACUGCUCGCAAAGCUGAGGAGAUCCAAGGGCACGCGGACCGCAACAAAUGGAAGAACUUCUUCUCUGCGAUCAAAGCUGUCUACCGUCCGCCGACGAAGGGCACUGCUCUUCUCCUCAGCGCCAACGGCAACACUCUCCUGACUGAGAAGACGAAAAUCCUGCAGCGAUGGGCCGAGCAUUUCCGAGGCGUCCUCAACCGCCCUUCCGCCAUCUCCGACGCCGCCAUCAAGCGUUUGCCGCAAGUGGAGACCAACAUGGACCUCGACCUCCCGCCAUCUCUCCAGGAGACCAUCAGGGCCGUGCAGUAG